Messenger RNA from Musca domestica (house fly), 4609 nucleotides. RefSeq lists its product as uncharacterized. Lineage: Eukaryota; Metazoa; Arthropoda; Insecta; Diptera; Muscidae. The transcript has 2 exons. The coding region runs from base 273 to 4574 and encodes 1433 amino acids. The record is from RefSeq and is a predicted model, not a curated record.
AUGAGAAAACUGUUUGAAUUUAUGUUUGGUGACAAGAUGUAACAUUUUGAAAAUUACAAGGGCAAUCUGAUCUUACGUGUACUUGUUGUAUUUUGGAAGACCUAGGAUGAAAAAUGUUUUGAAAAAUACAUAUGUAUCUGUUAGUGGAGGUUUCUUAGGUUUUCUAUAGAAAUGGCCAAUGUUAAUAUAGGACUGAGUUUUUUAAAAAAUAGGUUUAGUAUAAAAUAAGAAAUUCAAUCGCAAGCAUCACCAUCAAAUUUUUCGAAAUCAAAAUGGCACAAAAUAUUUGCAAAUUCUGCUCCGAAACGUUCACUGUUAAACGCGAAUAUUUGAGACACGUUAACAAGCAUUGCAGCGGAUGUGGACAGUUUUUUAGUAAUACAUAUCAAUUAAAAUUUCAUCAAAAGAAUUAUGGAUGUCCACCUGUGCAAAAUCAACCAUCUAAUAACUCAAGAUUAGACAAUAUAGAACAUGCAAACUGCAAUAGUGUUACCCUACCAUUGAUGCGGAAUCAAUUUAUAAUUGACCAAAUCACAGGCAAUAAUCAUAACAUUCCAUCCCAACAAAGUGAAGGCGGAAACAAGUUCUGCAAUGAGUGCCAUAAAGCAGUGCGAAAUAUGUCCGCUCAUCUUCGUAGUGAUGAACAUCGGCGUGUAAUUCGCCAAAUUUUUGGUGAAAAUAUCAAUAUUGUCAAAAACUCAUUUGGCAAAAAUAUACUAACCUUCGAGUAUAUUAAUGCAAAAAACAUUUUGCUGCCAAAUGAAUUAUUAAGCGAUGCCAAAGAAACGAUUGUCAGCUUGGUCGAGAAGAACUUUACGAGAAAUACGCCUAUAAAAUUCAAUAUUGAGCUUAUAGGAGAAUAUGUCAAGCCCAUAAGUCAACGUGAUGAACCAUCAACAUCAAAUAUGGUUUUAAAUACAAGUCAAAAUAUGUUUUGCCAUAUGUCAAAAAUGUCGUUGAUAACGGAAGGUGACAAUAUAAGCCAAUUAUUCCACGAUCACGCGAAUCGUAUAAUUAAUAAAAUGUCUGAAUUUCAAGAAAGAGAUUCUGGCUGGGCUUUAGAGAAAAUCGUAAAGCUGAAUAUAAAUAUAUAUAAAGCUAAUUUAACUCGUGGCUCUCAGUUCUUGAAGACACCGCUCUCUUUAUCAAAAAAGAAUGCCUGUCUUAACAUUAGAAAUUACGAUGAAUUUUGCUUCAAAUGGUGUAUUGUGGCAGCUUUAUCGGAACCAGCAGCAGCAGCAUGUGAUAAGUCUAAUCCGCAAUCAUAUAAUAUUAAUAUAACCGAAGAGAUUAUAUACUUGCCAUCCGGGGAGAUAUUGAAUUUUAGAGGACUUAGUUUCCCUAUGGCGAUAAAAAAUAUCAAGGAUUUUGAGGCCAAUAAUGAAGAUAUUAGUAUUAAUGUCUUCGGCUAUGAUGGAAAUCAGAUAGUUGGACCCUACUAUCUUACCCCAAAACGAAGGAAUCGUCAUAUUAACUUGAUGCUUCUUCAUGAGGGCGACAAGUUCCACUACAUAUUGAUCAUGGAUAUGUCACGGUUAUUACGUUCGCAAAUAACAGCACAUAGAGGUAGAUCAAUCAUUUGUGAUGGCUGCAUACAAAGUUUCACCACGGAAGCCGUAUAUGCAAAACAUGAGAAGGAGUGUGUUGGGGUCGUAACAGAGAUGCCUAAAGAAGGAGAAAACAUUAUUCGGUUUAAAAACUACCACAAAAAGGAGAGAGUUCCAUUUGUGAUCUAUGCGGAUGCUGAAUGUAUUCUAGAGGAUUGGAACCCGGAGAACCUCAACACAAACACAAAUACAAACACAGUAACGGUAAAAAGGCACAUUCCUUGUGCAUUUAGUUAUUAUAUUAAAUGUAGUUUUAAUGAUAGUUUAAGUAAAUUUUAUAUAUAUAGUGGCCCCAAUGCUGCGAGAAACUUUUUAGAAAAUCUUAUAGGGGAUUGUAAAUUUAUUUACAACACAUAUUUGUCAAAAACGGUACCAAUGAUUUCUUUGUCUCAGACAGAAUUAGAUGAUUUUAAUAGCAGUACUGUGUGUCACAUUUGUGAGAAAGAGCUAGGUAAUGACCGAGUUAAGGAUCAUUGUCAUUUAACUGGAAAAUAUCGAGGAGCUGCACACAAUGAAUGUAAUUUGAAAUACCAUGUGCCAAAAUUUGUGCCGAUAUUCUUCCACAAUUUUUCUUCUUAUGAUUGCCAUUUGUUCUUCAAAGAAUUAAUUCACUUUGAUGGAGAAAUUAAAGUAAUUCCAUUAAAUAAAGAAUUAUAUGUUUCAAUGUCAUAUUUCACUAAAAUGAACAACGAUUCAAACGAAAUGGUCGAUCAUAAUUCUUCGGUGAAUUCGAAAAACAAAUGGCGGAAUAAAUUUGAACUGAGGUUCUUGGACAGUUUUCGUUUUAUGUCUUCCAGUUUGGAUAGUUUGGCUAAAAAUCUACCUAAAAACGCAUUUCAAGCUGUUCGUACACAGUUUCCAAAUGAUGGUGAUUUCAAUCUGCUAACUAGGAAAGGAGUUUUCCCUUAUGAAUACGUGUCUUCAUUGGACAAAUUAUAUGAAAGAAAAUUGCCUAACCGAAAUGAAUUUUACAACAGGUUGACUGACAGUGAGUGUUCGUUAGAUGAUUAUAGACAUGCGCAGAAUGUAUGGAGGCACUUUGAAUGCCAAACUGUCAAGGAUUAUAUGGAGUUGUAUUUAACAGCAGAUGUCUUACUGUUGGCUGAUGUGUUCGAAAACUUUCGAAGUUUGUGCCUCCGUCACCAUAGACUUGAUCCUUGUCAGUAUUUCACAGUACCAUCACUAUCUUGGGAUGCCAUGUUGCUGUGCACGGGUGUUGAAUUAGAGCUAUUUACAGAUAUUAACAUGUAUAAUUUCUGUAAAAAUGGCAUUAGAGGUGGACUUACACAAUGUUCAAAUAGACACUCGGUAGCCAAUAGUAAAUACACUGAAGACUAUGACCCUAGUAAACCCGAGGUAAAUAUUUAUUAUUUAGACGUCAACAAUUUAUAUGGUAAAGCAAUGACACAAUGUUUGCCACAAAAAGAUUUUAAGUUUUUAACUCAAGAAGAGUUGGAAAUAUUCAAUGACGUCAGUAAAAUAUUAGCGAUUCCAAAUGAUUCACCAACUGGUUAUUUUUUUAAUGUGGAUUUAGAAUAUCCAAAAAAUCUGCAUGACAAACACAAUGAUUUACCCUUUUGUCCUGAAUCCAAAUGUGUCGGUGGCUGUAAGAUCAAAAAGUUGAUUGCAGAUUUGAAUGACAAAACGUCUUAUACAAUUGAUUAUAGAGUGCUUCAACAAUGUAUCCAGCAUAAUUUAAUUCUUAAAAAAAUUAAUAGCUGUUUACAGUUUACGCAAUCUAAUUGGCUUGCAGCAUACAUAAUGAAAAAUAACAAUCUCAGAGUACAAGCCACAGAUGCUUUCGCAAAAAAUUUUUAUAAAUUUAUGAAUAAUUCUGUUUAUGGCAAAACAAUGGAAAAUGUGGACAAAAGGAAAAUCGUGGAAAUAAGAAACCAUUGGGAAUCUUAUGGGAAGCGCUGGGGUGCACGGGAAUUUAUUUCAAAACCAAAUUUUCAUAGUCUUACACACUUUUCAGAUGAAAUGGUGGCAAUUCAAAUGAACAAAGUGAGGGUGAAGUAUGAUAAACCGAUAUACCUUGGAUUUUGUAUUCUAGAGUUAUCGAAAUGGGUCAUGUACGAUUUCUUUUAUGAUUUUUUAAAAGUUAAGUUUGGAAACGACUUCGUAUUAAACUAUAUGGAUACUGAUUCAUUCAUACUAACGUUCACUAACCGCAACCUCUUUGCUGAACUAUCACGAGAGGAAAUACUGGCUAGAUUUGAUACAUCAGAUUUUUCACCAUCCAAUCCAUAUAAUAUACCUCUUCUUAAUAAAAAAGUUAUAGGAAUGAUGAAGGAUGAGAACUGCGGAAAGACGGUAUCGGAAUUUGUAGGCCUAAGACCAAAAAUGUACGCUAUGAAAGUCCACAAUAGUGAAGAGGUAAAGAAAUCAAAGGGUGUUAAAAAAUCUGUUAUGAAGCAGUACACCAUUGACACGUAUAGGGAUUGUCUGUAUAAUCGAAUAAAAUAUUAUAAUAGUAUGUAUACAUUUAGAUCGAGGAAACAUGAGAUAUACACAGACAAUAUAACUAAAGUGUGUCUCAGUUUCCAAGAUGAUAAAAGAUUUAUACGGGAAGAUGGUGUAAGUACGUAUGCUUGGGGCCAUUAUAAACUUAAAAAUGAUAACGAAGAUGAGGUAGCCCUUUCAAAUGAAGAAAAUUCUGUGAUCCCAAUGGAACUUGAUUUUCAUAUUGAAAAUGCAAGCGACACUUCUAUUUUUGAAUUGAUCGCAAAUGUAAAUAAUAAUGACGUUAUAGAUUUAGAAAAUAUAAGUAUUUCUAAUUUUCCUAUAGAACUAGAUGUAGAUAUAAAUAACAUACCUCCUGUAAAUACAAUAGACAUUCCUUUAGACGGGGAUGACAAAUCUAUUUUUGAAUUGUUGGGGGAUUCAGAAAGUGAAUAUACAAAUUGUGAAUCUCUUGAUUUUAUACAAUUUUUAAAUUUUAAUGAAAAUGACUUUGUAAAUAAAUAAAACAAUCUGUAUAUAUUUAAUAAAACAUUUAUUGC